Molecule: messenger RNA, 2129 nt
Organism: Erythranthe guttata (spotted monkey flower)
Lineage: Eukaryota; Viridiplantae; Streptophyta; Magnoliopsida; Lamiales; Phrymaceae
Source: RefSeq, a predicted model, not a curated record
AUAAAUAUAUAUAUAUAUACUUUCCCGAACAAUUUCGGAUCUUCACUAAUUCCACAAACCCCAAAUCCCAAAUCCUCACACCGCCGGAAUCAGCAGAAAUAUAUCGACCCACACCACGCUCUCCGCCAUCUGUGGCUAGGUUACCGCAGCAGUCGCCGGCGAAACAUUCUUCCAUGGAAAUUUAGAAAAUCGCCUCUUCUAUUGCUCGGAUUCAUCUUUGCCCCCGUCGAGGUUCACGCACCAAUUGGAGUUCUUCACGACAAAUUUACGCUUACAUAAUUAUUAGGAGAAACAAGCAUAUCUUAUUGAUUAGCAUUGGUUUUUUUUCAUUUUCAUAAUUUUAUCUCCGUUUUUUGGGUGCAAUUGUAAUAACCUUAUACGCACUUUUCGUUUCAUUCUGAAUUUUGGUUGAAUGUGAAUGCAAAGCUGUGGCAGUGGGGCUGCUCGAGAUUAAGUUUUUUUUUUUUGUAUUACUCUCAAGUCUCAACUCGUUCCUAGAAGCUUAGCGAAUGGCUAGCAUCGAACCAUUCAAUCGCUUGGUAAAACUUGCGGCAAGAGCGUUUUACGAUGACAUGACAACGAAAGGUGAAAACCAGACCAAGGUUGGAAGAAGUGACAACCGAGGAACCGCCGUUGUCAUUCUUGAUGCUCUUACUAGACGUCAGUGGGUUAGGGAAGAAGAUUUGGCUAAGGACUUGAAAAUCCACACCAAGCAACUUCGUCGGACAUUGAGGUUCUUUGAAGAAGAAAAACUAAUCACUCGUGACCACCGCAAGGAGAAUUCCAAAGGUGCAAAAAUAUAUAAUUCUGCAGUGGCUGCCGCAGUUGAUGGUCAGAGGAAUGGAAGAGAAGGCGAUGACAAACUUAAAAUGCAUACACAGUCCUAUUGUUGUCUAGAUUACUCUCAGAUAUAUGAUGUGGUGAGGUACAGACUGCAUCGCAUGAAGAAAAAGCUGAAGGAUGAAAUGGAUAGCAAGAACACAGUUCAGGAGUAUAUAUGCCCAAGCUGCAAUAAGAGAUAUACUGCACUUGAUGCACUUCGUUUGAUAUCUCCAUAUGAUGAGGACUUCCACUGUGAAAGCUGCAAUGGAGUCCUUGUUGCUGAGAGUGACAAAUUAGCUGCUCAAGAAAUGGGAGAUGGAGAUGAUAAUGCCAGCAGACGUCGCCAUGAUAAACUAAAAGACAUGCUAUCAAAGAUGGAGGAACAACUCAAACCACUGACAGAUCAACUUGGAAGAGUAAAGGAUUUGCCAAUCCCCGAGUUCGGAAAUCUUCAAGCUUGGGAAGUUAGAGCAAAUGCUGCUAACCGAGCUGCAAAUGGAGAUCCUAAUGGCGAUUCUAAAUCUCUGCACGGUUUUAAUGGAACUCCUAUGCCUUAUCUUGGGGAGACUAAGGUUGAAGUUGCUUUCUCUGGUGCUGAUGAUAAAGGAGACGUUAAAUCGGUGAACACCAGUACACCUAUGAAAGUCUUGCCUCCUUGGAUGAUAAGGGAAGGUAUGAAUCUUACAAAAGAGCAACGUGGAGAGGCUGGGGCAGACCCAAAGAUCGAUGGGGCCGCCCCUUCAGCUUCAGAUCUUUUAGAUGACAAAAAGUCCGCAAUUGUAAAUGAUGAAGAAAAGAUUUUUCAGGAUGAAUAUGUUAAAGCUUAUUAUGCUGCUCUGCUUAAUCGGCAACACGAGCAAGUAGAAACGGUGAAAAAGGAAGAGGACUUUCUUAAUACUGCAAUCACUAAUGAAGCAUAUGAUACAUCCACCCAGCGCCAAGUUGGCAUGAAAUUCAAACGCGAGGACUAUGGAAGUGGUGAAGACGAGUGGGAGGAAGCCCCUCCUGCAGGUGGUGGUAGCACAUCUGAACAGUUUAAAGUUGACUUAAACGUAGAAGCAGCAGCUUCCGAAGAAGAAGACGACGAGGAUGAGAAUGAUUGGGAGGAUGGUUAAAUAACCGACUUCUUGAAAAAUGGAUUUACUAAUCAUUUGGAUCUCUACUCUCUCUACUUACUAUAAAAUUGGAUUGAUUUUAGUUAACUUAUGUGGAGCUUGAUUUUGUUCUGAUACUUGUGUGUGUUAGUGUUCAAUAGUCAACUUCAGAAGACCAAGCUAAUAAUAAUAAUAUUAUUAUUAUUAUCGAGU